Messenger RNA from Doryrhamphus excisus (bluestripe pipefish), 4469 nucleotides. Its product is annotated as transmembrane protein 151B. The record is from RefSeq and is a predicted model, not a curated record. NCBI's taxonomy places the organism in Eukaryota, Metazoa, Chordata, Actinopteri, Syngnathiformes, Syngnathidae.
UCACCCUUACCGUGUGCCUGCUUCCUGCACCCCCUCCAAGUGCCACGGACAGCCGCCGUGACAAGUCUCCAUAAACCCCACACGACGCCUCAUGUUUCUGCAAACAGAACCAAUGUUCAUGCUGUCUUUGGAAUAACAAGUAUGUGUAAAUAUUCUCUGAUUCCGUCUUACUGCUGCACACCGGAAACGGGGAGGGAGGUGGGAUGCGGGCUUUCCUAGACUCGCGUAUCCAUCUUCAAGACACCGCAUCCUGUUAUUUGUGUCCAGAAUGCGUUUUUCCACACGUUUUUGGAUUUUUUCUUCACCUCCUUGAAGCGUCUAGGUGGUCUUAGCGAGGCAUUUCCACGCCCUGUCAUUAUCGUCAAUAGCUAAUCAGCAUCAUGUCCCCUCCGGCGUCGGCUGCCAGUGAAAGCAGCACCACGACUGUGUUUGAAGAGGACACCAGAGAGGAGCAAAGACCUCUCAAGCAAUCGCUGAGCAAGUCGUUGUGUCGGGAGAGUUUCUGGAAAUGUCUUCUCCUGUCCGUUCUCAUGUACGGCUGCAUGGGGGCGAUGGUUUGGUGUCAUGUCACAGAGGUGACCCGCCUCACAUUUGACAGCGCAUUCAAAGGGAAAUCCAUGAUGUACCAUGACAGUCCCUGCUCUGAUGGCUACAUAUACAUUCCUCUUGCCUUACUGGGCAUGCUCUACUUGGUCUACCUGGUGGAGUGCUGGCACUGCCACGCCAAGAAUGAGCUGCAGCACAAAGUAGACGUGGAGGGGAUUUAUGAGCGAAUCCAGCGAAUGCAGCAAGCCAAGCCGUGCAUCUGGUGGAAGGCUAUCAGCUACCACUAUGUGCGUCGCACCCGCCAGGUCACGCGCUAUCGCAAUGGCGAUGCGUACACCAGCACCCAGGUUUACCACGAACGAGUCAACACUCAUGUCGCCGAAGCGGAAUUCGACUACAGUCACUGCGGAGUCAAAGACGUCUCCAAACAGCUCCUCAAUUUGGAGAAGUCCGCCCUCACAAAGAUGCGCUUCACUAAGUGUUUUAGUUUUGCCAACGUCGAGUCUGAAAAUUCCUACCUUACUCAACGCGCCAGGUUUUUCACUGACAACGAGGGCCUUGAUGACUACAUGGAAGCCCGGGAGGGCAUGCACCUGAAAAACAUCGAGCUCAAGGAAUACAUCAUGGCUCUCUCCGACCCGGAGCACCACCCUUGGUAUCUGUCUCAUUACGUCUUCUGGUUUGCUUCAUUCCUCACCUUCUCAUGGCCUCUACGAGUCUUCACGGAGUACCGCACCGCAUAUGUCCACUAUCGUGUUGAGAAACUCUUUGGACAUGAUUACAUCCCAGUGACGCCGUGUGAUGAUCGCCCAUAUUGGAGACGUAUCCCUCGUGUAAACACCAUCGAUAGCACAGAGUUGGAGUGGCACAUUCGCUCCAACCAGCAGUUGGUGCCCAGUUACUCAGAGGCAGGCCUCAUGGACUUAGCCCAGUGCCCCUCCAACUUUAGUGGAAUUCGUCAGAAUUGUGAGCGCUGCCACAGAGCCAUCAGUUGCUCUUCAGUGUUCUCCAGAAGCGCCCUCAGCAUUUGUACAGGAGCCAGCUCCCGAAUCCCCUUCAGUGGCAGCAGGUUCUCUCUGGCCCGACGCUAUGGAUCACAACGAAGCUGCUUUUGGAGAAGCGGUAGCUUGGACGACCAGGAGAGCCCCAGCGAAAACACACGAUGUCUGUCGGAGCGCCUCACCACAGAUGAUGAAGAGCCCCCGGACUAUGACGAUGCAUUGUGCUACCCGGUGCUUAUUGUCCAUUGCAGCGAGAAUUGUCACAAUCACAGGUCUUUCCAUCGAAACGGCUCCUGUGUGGAAACGUCACUAUGACUGCACUGAAAGAACACAUGAGCAUACAGCUCUAGUCAGACAUUUACUCAAUCUCAUCAUGGGACACAGUGUCAUAUUCAUUUUGGGAGCUUAAUUAUCUAUAUGAGCUGUUAGUGGAAUGAUUAUACAACAUGAAUCUACAACAUUUUUAAAAACAAAACCAAGUUUGAAUGUAUUUAGAAUUUUCAAAAAUUUACACAGGGUCAAAAUUUAUAUAGACUUGGAUGACUAUAUACAUAUGUAAUUCCGACCCUAUGUAAAUUGGACAAACUGAAAUUAAUUCACAUUUGUCUUCAAAAAUCAUUGAAGUUGAAUGUUGUCUAAUUUAACCACCUUGGAAAAAGAACAAUUCAAAAACAAAAAAUAAAAUAAAAAUUGAUAUGACAUUCAUGUCCAUGAUGAGCACAUCUGACAGGAACUUUAUCUGUAGCAUGAUACACUAAUUUAUGUGUUGUCAUUUCUCAAACAAAUGCAAAUGAAUGUGUGAAUGACCAAAGCAAUAAGCGUGACUUAGUGACAUGUGAAACCUGCUAGUGGGCGGAGACUGUUAACAUUGCAUAUCAUUGCCAUAGCUUUUAAAAUACUGUAGAGAGAUUACAUGUAAAAGUGGCAGUGUAGUUGCCUGGCAGGAGCUGGACUGAAGCGAUGGACAGAUUUAAAUAUCUGUCAUUAAAAAAUAUCGGUGACAAAAGUAUCGGAAGAGUCAAGUUAGGAAUUUCAACCACAGCAAUAAUCACAAAAACACCAAAUAUGUCAAGUCGGCUAGUUACACUAAUGCAUAUCAUAUCAUAUAAUACUAUUUAUGCCAAACAAUAAACAUGAAAUAGUCUGUUAUGUCAGUUUAAAAUGUGUCAUUUCAGGAAUGUUCUGUGUUCAAGCCCCGGUGCGAGCAGUGGGAAGCAGGCGGGGUAAUUAUUAUUAUUAUUAUUAUUAUUAUUAUUAUUAUUAUUAUUAUUAUUAUUAUUAUUAUUAUUAUUAUUAUUAUUAUUAUUAUUAUUAUUAUUAUUAUUAUUAUUAUUAUUAUUAUUAUAAAAAACAAUGCAGGUGCGUUCUGAAAUGUUUAUUGUCCCACAAAUAUUCUAAAUAUUAUUGUAACAUUUUUUGAGACCAAAUAACCACUAUUAUGAUAAUAUACUGCAUAAUAAUAAUCAUAAUAAUAUAGCGCACUGUUUUUGUGUAUUCAUGUCAGGGCUGUAUACAUAUACAUACAUUAUACAUACAUUGAUAGACAAAUCUUGACUUUAUUUUUAUUAUUUAUUAGUAUUAACAUUUUAGCUUUUCCUAGUUACAGUGUGCCUUUUUGCUCUAAUUUCCACUUUUGGUGGGUUUUUUGUUUAUUUUAUUUAAGCCACAAUCCACAAAUGGCCCUUGCGCUACACUUUGGACAACAUGGGUGUGAUGCAGUGGGGUGACUAGAGCAUUGCGUCCAAGCUCUACCUUCUUCUUCCUAUUCUAUGUAUGAGGUGUGUUAUUAAACGGAACCACUGAUCGCCGGUACUUCAUAGUGAGUGCUUAGCCAAAUGCAAUGAGUGACAUUUUAAUUGCUCGGUUAUUAAGGGUGCAGACAAGUCCGAAGAUCUAUGAGGGUUGAUCUGACAAAUCUUUAAGUAAAGUUGAUCAAAUGUAGAAUUACUACAGCUUCGCCACGCCACAAGAUCUCAUGACACCCUUACUCAAUGUAUAGUGUCUGAUUUGAUUUACAUACUAGGUUUGGUUGCUGUUUUAGGAAAUUGUGUGAUUUUUGUCACUCACAUAAUUGCUUACAGUAGAUUUAGGAAUCACGUGAAUGUGUCUCAUUUGAUUAUAAUCAUUGAAUUUGAACAAGGUUUACACACAAGAAGAGUAACGUUUUUGGGGGCCAUGAUUAAAAACUGUAAUAUGAUCACCUACAUGAAUGUUGAGGUCAGACAAGACAAGGACAUGUUUACAUUUAAAUUUACCAUACCAUGAAAAGGUCACAACUGUGAUCACCAUCAAAAAACCAAACUCAAGUGUGCAUUGAGCUGCAAAAAAUGACCAAUGCUCAUGAUUGCAUGAUUGUCUGAACAUUUGUGUGUUAAGAAGCAUAAAACCUAAAUAUGAACCACCACCAGCAUACAUCAUGUAGUAUAUCAAAUAUGUAGCGUAUGCAGUAAUAUGGUAGCCCUUUCAAGUACAGUUGAUGCAAAAAUCCACUUAUGUUUACACACUUAUACACCAUAUAAAUUUUGUAAUAUUGGUUCCUUUUUACAACAUCUAACAGGUGAAAAUUGUGUGUAUUCUAGAAAAUAAUAAAUGUAUAAUUUCCACAAUGUAGUGAAACCAGUAUCAUGCACUUGAAUUUACAUUGGAUUUUAUGAAUUGGACUGAAGAUGAAUGUUGACGUAAAUUCAUUAUGCAUUAUUCAAGCUGAUAUAUGGUACAACAUGCAACUAAUAACCAUAAAACAGUACAAAUCUAAUCUUAUUUGACAAGGUUACAAAAUGAUUGUUGUCAUAUUAUUGAACUGACUGAAUAAAAUAUGAUUAUCUCCUCCAAAAAUGUAACCAUUUUAAUCAUAUGCUGGUAAAUAAUAUCUGCAAUAAAUGUGGGAGCAAGGCUAUGUGUCUUUUAUCUUAAUUAAAUGUG